Messenger RNA from Durusdinium trenchii, 1662 nucleotides. Lineage: Eukaryota; Dinophyceae; Suessiales; Symbiodiniaceae. The record is from the annotation of a GenBank genome assembly.
AUGGCAGAUGCUGUAGCAGAGACCAUGGCAGUGGAGGAGGAUUUCCAGACCGUUCCGGCACAAAUUCCAGAUCCAUUGGAGGAUAGCGAAGGUCCAAGGUGUCAGAAGUGUGACACACCAGUGGAAGCUGACCAAAUGGUCUUGAAGCACUUGACAAAAGGCCCACGGAACAAGGUUCUGUGCAAAAGCUGCCACGCCGUGCAAACAAUGAUGGCUAGAUCAUUUGAUGGCAUGCCAGCCGGAUGGGACACGCUCUCCCACGAGGAAAGCGUCAACUUCUACAAGGCCAUGUUGGAGAAGAAAGGCGAUGGUCCUUUGCGUUUUCAGCUUUUGCGCGCCGAGAUGAAGGCCUGCCUUGUUCACCGUCACAUGGAGGAGACGAAGCGAGGCUUCAACGGAGAGUUCCAUCCCCUUGGCUAUUGGCAGCAGCGUGGCUACGACGUGACCAAGAUCGAGGCCCUCGCAGAGUCCAUGGAGCAUCCAGUGCUAGGCCGCACAUAUCGUGUGGACAUAUUUCACGUGUCCACCGACACCAUCUUUCAGAAGGUCGAGGAGGCCCUCCAAUUGGUUGACAAGGCUGCCAAGCGCAAGCGGAUCCCCAAGGCCAAGGCCAAGUCCAACAAAAGAAACAAAGGCAAUGAGCCAGAGGAGCCAGCCGAAGAGGUUCCUGUCGACCAGGACCUCGUGGAUCUGGUAGAUCUGGAGAGCGAAGACGAGGUGGAAGUCGUUGGUGGGAAAGGUUUGACUGAGAAGCAGCUUGCGGCUCUGAAGAAAAGGGAAGCUGCAAAAGCAGCAAAGAAGGCCAGUGCAGAGGCAGCAAAAAACACCAAGGUUGCCACCACUUUGGCUAGCAAGGCCCUGACAUGCUUGCAGCCUGUGUUGGACAGGAUGCAGAAGGCCAAGAAGGGUCUGAAGGAGGGCGAUGCUGAUGCGGCAACCCUGGAGCAAAUGGAGGAGAAGCUGACCCUGGCUGAGACUGUGGUGUCACAGGCCCAAGACAUCCUGAAGAAAGUCGGCUCUGGAAAAACAGUUGCCUUGUCUGAGAUUGAAAUCACUUCGGACAAGGCAUUGGCUGCCGAGAUCAAGUCCAUGAACAACGUGAUCAAGUCCAUCAACUUGGCAAAGCGGGCAGCCAAGAACGGCAAUACGGGUAUCAUGCUCCCUGUCGUCUCCAUGCAUGACACUACAGUGGAAACUUCAGUGGUGCAGGAUCUGGCAAAUGGAUUUUCGGCACUGUACCAAUAUGAUAAGGAGCAACUGGGUUACGUGGCCAACUUUGAGCUCGAGAACUUGAAGGAAACCUGUGUAUGGCUUGUCGAUUUCUACACGGACAGUUGGUCGAAAGCAGAACUUCUGAGCAAGGCUAUUUUGUGUCUAGCCUGUUUGCGGUGCCAUUUCGAAUUUGGUGUGGCCUUGGAUGAGGAGGCCUACUCAGGCUAUGUGAAAUUUGGAGACCCACCAGGGCGCAGCAUACAACAGAAGAUUGCAGCAUAUUCCCAAGCACAUGGUCGCUGUGUUGCCCUGAAGCGAAGUGAGGUGAGCCAAUGCGUGGGCUACUUGGGGACGGUGCAGCAAUUCUUCAGGGUGCGCGAGAACAAGGCAUUCUUCGAUGUGCUAUGGCCUGUUCAACAACUACUCUCUGAGGUGAGGGCCCACUUAUAG